CGCAGACAGUGGCCUGUUGGGGGUAGGAGAUUACGGCGGCGAGCCCUGGUCCUCAAAAAUAUCCCUGCAACUUAUCCUUGUAGCAGGCAUAAUUCAAUAAGGAGGCCUCCUAAUAGUGCAUCUGUGGUCACAGGCGGAUCUUUUCGCAUACUGGUAUGGUCGUAUUGCUGAAGCUAGCCGGGUAAUUGUGCCUAUUUGGGGAUGUUCGCUUACCUCCGCCCACUUACCCUCACGGGCGAGUGACUGGGACGCCUAACUGAUAGCGACUUGAAACACAUGACAUAACGGUGCAACUGAGAG
Messenger RNA from Pyricularia grisea, 300 nucleotides. RefSeq lists its product as uncharacterized. Lineage: Eukaryota; Fungi; Ascomycota; Sordariomycetes; Magnaporthales; Pyriculariaceae. The transcript has 2 exons. The record is from RefSeq and is a predicted model, not a curated record. The annotation marks the transcript as partial.